AUGACCGACCACAUGGUGGACACAGAUUUCUUCCUCAUGGAAUUGUCUGACAGCAAGCAGCUCCAGGUGCUCCAGGGCUUUAUGUUCCUGCUGAUUUACUUGGUGUCCCUAAUGGGGAAUCUUAUCAUCAUGCUUACCACUGUGGACCACUGUCUUCACUCCUCCAUGUACUUUUUCCUUAAGGACUUGUCCUUCCUCUAUGUGUGCUUCAUUUCAGUCACAGUCCCAAAGCUUAUUCUCAACUCUUUGUCUCACAGGAGCACUAUCUCUUUCCCAGGAUGUGUGUGUCAGGUCUUCUUCAUGGUUUCCUUUGCUGGAACUGAAAUUUCCAUCCUCACAGCCUUGUCCUGUGACUGUUAUGUGGCCAUCUGUCACCAGCUGCACUAUGAUACCAUCAUGGAGAGGGCAGAAUGUAUGCUGAUUCUAGCUGCCUCGUGGCUAUUUGGAAGUCUCUUUGGGGUCUUAUACUCAUAUGGCACAUUUUCUUUAUCUUUCUGUGAUACCAGAAAAGUGCCACAGUUCUUCUGUGACGUCCCCUCUCUGCUGAAGAUUUCUUGCUCAAAUAUGCAUGUCACCAUUCACUCUAUUCUCAUCUUAGGACUCACGUAUGGGUAUUUCUGCUUAGUGUCCAUAGGGUUUUCAUAUGUUUACAUUUUCAACACAGUGUUGAAAAUGCCCUUCUUAAAACGGAUGUCAAAAGUCUUUUCUACCUGCAUGCCCCAUCACAUAGUCAUCGCCACAUUUUUAGUCACAGAUGCCACAGCCUAUGUGAAACCAGUUCCUGAUUCCCCACAGCUUUGGGACUUUUUGGUAUCUGUUUUCUAUUCUGUGAUGCCUCCAUCUAUGAACCCUAUAAUAUACAGCCUAAGGAAUAAUGAAAUGAAAGCUGCGUUUUGGAACAUUUUAUAG
This is a messenger RNA of Nannospalax galili (Upper Galilee mountains blind mole rat), 909 nucleotides long. Its product is annotated as olfactory receptor 14A16-like. The record is from RefSeq and is a predicted model, not a curated record. Lineage: Eukaryota; Metazoa; Chordata; Mammalia; Rodentia; Spalacidae. Bases 1 to 909 code for a protein of 302 amino acids. Gene Ontology annotation, molecular function: olfactory receptor activity; G protein-coupled receptor activity. Gene Ontology annotation, cellular component: membrane. The transcript has a single exon. Gene Ontology annotation, biological process: G protein-coupled receptor signaling pathway.